UAUAAAGUCGCCCUCCUCCCGGACAUAAACAAACCUCACCGGACUCGCUCGUCUCGGUCUUCGGAGCGCACGCCCAUCCUCGCCGCUCUCCAUUCACGCCAGGCACCGCCAGCCUAGCUCCAGCUCCUUUUGCCUUUCUCCCUCUACCGUAGGCAGGUGACCGCAGGGACAUGUCUCGGGAGCUGCAGGACGUGGACCUGGCGGAGGUGAAGCCUCUGGUGGAGAAAGGGGAGACCAUCACCGGCCUCCUGCAGGAGUUCGACGUUCAGGAGCAGGACAUCGAGACUGUGCAUGGCUCCAUUCACGUCACCCUGUGCGGGACCCCCAAGGGGAGCCGGCCUGUCAUCCUCACGUACCACGACAUCGGCAUGAACCACAAAACCUGCUACAAUCCCCUCUUCAACUCUGAGGACAUGCAGGAGAUCACCCAGCACUUUGCCGUCUGCCACGUGGACGCCCCUGGCCAGCAGGACGGCGCUGCCUCCUUCCCCAUGGGGUACAUGUACCCCUCCAUGGACCAGCUGGCUGAGAUGCUGCCCGGAGUGCUGCACCAGUUCGGGCUGAAGAGCGUCAUCGGCAUGGGGACUGGGGCCGGUGCCUACGUCCUCACUCGAUUUGCGCUGAACAACCCUGAGAUGGUGGAGGGCCUGGUCCUCAUCAACGUGAACCCUUGUGCGGAGGGCUGGAUGGACUGGGCGGCGUCCAAGAUCUCCGGGUGGACCCAAGCCCUCCCCGACAUGGUGGUGUCCCACCUCUUUGGGAAGGAGGAAAUGCAGAACAACGUGGAGGUGGUCCACACCUACCGCCAGCACAUCAUGAACGACAUGAACCCCGGCAACCUGCACCUGUUCAUCAACGCCUACAACAGCCGGCGGGACCUGGAGAUUGAGCGGCCCAUGCCCGGAGUGCACACGGUCACCCUGCAGUGUCCUGCUUUGCUGGUGGUUGGGGACAGUUCUCCUGCUGUGGACGCUGUGGUGGAGUGCAACUCGAAACUGGACCCAACAAAGACCACUCUCCUCAAGAUGGCGGACUGUGGUGGCCUCCCGCAGAUCUCCCAGCCCGCUAAGCUCGCCGAGGCCUUCAAGUACUUCGUGCAGGGCAUGGGCUACAUGCCCUCGGCCAGCAUGACCCGCCUGAUGCGGUCCCGCACGGCCUCGGGCUCCAGCGUCACGUCCCUGGAGGGCAGCCGCAGCCGCUCCCACACCAGCGAGGGCACCCGCAGCCGCUCCCACACCAGCGAGGGCACCCGCAGCCGCUCCCACACCAGCGAGGGCGCCCGCCUGGACAUCACCCCCAACUCUGGCUCCGCCGGGAGCAGCGCCGGGCCCAAGUCCAUGGAGGUGUCCUGCUAGGCGGCCUGGGUGGACGGCCGCUCCCCCCCACCCACCCCGGACUGUGGGACCACCAUAGCUGCCCCCUCCUGCAGCCCCCUCCUGCCCCCUGCCUGCCACACUGCACGUAACUCGGUAUUAAUCCAAAGCUUAUUGUGUAAGGGUGAGCUCCGGCAACGCCAAUGUCAGAAGGGAUUUGUCGAGGGCCAGGCGGGGGUGGGUGGAAGGAAAAGAAGCGCCUCGGUGGCCUGCUGGCCGCAGCCUCUCCCUCCCUCAGAGAUGCCAAACUGCCAAAAACGAGCAACCCAGAGGGGACUGUGUCAGGAUUCCAAGCCUAGGCCGACCUGGGCAUCCUGCUUCUAAGGGGCAUUUUUGUCAGAAGUCCAGCCCACCUACUUCCGGUUUCCUCUCCAGCUAAGGACCCACCGACCCAGUUUCUGGAAACAAAACCCUCUUCUGGUUUGGGCGGGGGGAGGGAACAGGGAAUUGUGGGCCACUCAUUUAGACAAAACAGGACAUGGGAAAAAGAGGUGGGACUUGUGUAGAGGCUAGACCAGUUUGGAAAAGCAAAUCUACGUAGUGACGUUGAAAUAGAUUUUUGAAGUUCGUGCAUAUGUAUAUGUAUAUAUAUAUACUUAAUGCUGAAGCAUACAAGUCUGCUUUUCCCACGUUCGUGUAAUGAACAUGAAAGCAGGCAAGAAAAUCUCCUGGCUUUACAAACAAAACAAAACCAAAAACGGUCUCAGCAAACGUUUGGUGUCCUGGGUUUAAGGCAUCGGCUCUGUUCUCUGCCUCCUCCUCCUCAGCCCCUGCUUCCCACCCCAAAUACAUGAAUGAACGGUUAUUUCA
Phyllostomus hastatus (greater spear-nosed bat) is the source of this 2183-nucleotide messenger RNA. It is a transcript of the gene NDRG1, whose product is annotated as N-myc downstream regulated 1. Gene Ontology annotation, biological process: signal transduction. The transcript is spliced from 16 exons. Lineage: Eukaryota; Metazoa; Chordata; Mammalia; Chiroptera; Phyllostomidae. The coding region runs from base 171 to 1355 and encodes 394 amino acids. The record is from RefSeq and is a predicted model, not a curated record. Gene Ontology annotation, cellular component: cytoplasm.